AUGGCCAAGUACCUGGCCCAGAUUGUCCUGGUGGGUAUGCAGGUGGUGGGCCAGGCGUUUGCCCGGGCUCUGCGGCAGGAGUUUGCAGCCAGGCAAGCGGUCGCGGGUGCCCGAGAGAGCUCUGCGGGGUCUCGUUCUGCGGCAGCCUUCAGCAUCUCCGGGAUCAGCCUCCAGGAGGCCCAGCGGAUACUCAACGUCUCCAAACUGAACCCAGAGGAAAUCCAGAAGAACUACGAGCAUUUAUUUAAAGUGAACCACAAAUCCAUGGGGGGCUCCUUCUACCUGCAGUCCAAGGUUGUGCGAGCCAAGGAGCGGCUGGACGAUGAACUGCAGAUCCAGUCCCCCCCGCAAGAACAAGAGGCAGAGCGCAAACCGGACACGUAG
Gekko japonicus is the source of this 384-nucleotide messenger RNA. It is a transcript of the gene PAM16, whose product is annotated as presequence translocase-associated motor 16 homolog (S. cerevisiae). The coding region runs from base 1 to 384 and encodes 127 amino acids. Gene Ontology annotation, biological process: protein import into mitochondrial matrix. The transcript has 2 exons. Gene Ontology annotation, cellular component: TIM23 mitochondrial import inner membrane translocase complex. NCBI's taxonomy places the organism in Eukaryota, Metazoa, Chordata, Lepidosauria, Squamata, Gekkonidae. The record is from RefSeq and is a predicted model, not a curated record.